AGUGAUGGCAUCUUUUGAUCUUGUAGAUGAGCUUAAUUGCUCCAUCUGCCUGAGCAUUUAUACUGAUCCUGUAUCCCUACCAUGUGGCAACAACUUCUGCCAGGGCUGCAUUGGGAGGGUGCUGGAUGCCCAGGAGGGAUUUGGGCAUUAUUCCUGCCCUGAAUGCAGAACUGAGUUUGAGAAGCGCCCAGCCCUGCAGAGGACCAGAACUCUGGGCAACAUAGCAGAGGGCUUUCUUUACACUCAUCCAGAACAUGAUGGAACUCAGAUCUUCUGCACUUACUGCAACACUCCUGUGCCCGCUGUAAAGUCCUGUGUGCAGUGCGAGAACUCUCUGUGUGAUGCACACUUACAGAAGCACAACAAGUCAGUGGAACAUGUCUUAAUUGAACCCACCAUCUCCUUCAGCAACAGAAAAUGUUCCACCCACAACAAGCUCCUGGAGUAUUACUGCUGUGAGGAUGGAACUCCUAUCUGUUCAUCAUGCUGUCUGGCUGGAGAGCACAGGGGCCACAGGGUGGAGCUGCUGAGUGAGGCUUCUGAGAAGAAGAAAGAAAAAAUGAGGAAAGUUCUGGAGAAACUGAGACCACAGAGAGAGGAGACUGAGAGAGGAGCCCAGAGGCUUCAAGAGCGCAGGAGAGAAGUGGAAGAAAAAUCAGCCGGUGAGACAGAGAGAGUCACCGCCCUGUUUAGAGAUAUCAGGGAACAGCUGGAAGCCCUAGAGAAGCGACUCCUGAGUGACAUCUCCAGUCAGAAAGAGAAGCUCUCACUCACACUCACUGAUCUGAUCCACCAGCUGGAAAUAAAGAAGGACGAGCUUUCCAUGAAGAUCCGUCACAUUGAGGAGCUGUGCAACAUGGCAGAUCCACUAACUGUCCUACAGGAACGAGAAUCACAUGGAGCUGCAGAUAAUGAGGGGGGCAGAGAGAGAGAUGAUAUAAAGGUCCCUGCUGUAGGGGAUCUGGAUGUGGAUCUGAUCUCAGAGACAUUACUCACAGGCUUAGCUGGGAUUGUGACUGGGGUAAAGGGAUGGUGGCUCUGUUGGCAGGAGGCUACAGACCUGGCACUGGAUACAAACACAGCGGCUAAUAAUGUUUCUAUAUCAAGCGACAGGAAAUGUGUCUCCUUCUCACGUACAGAUCAGCGUCGCCCCAAAACACCAGAGAGAUUUGAAUGUUUUCAGGCUUUAAGCACAAAGAGCUUCACCUCAGGGCGACAUUAUUGGGAUAUGGAGGUCAGUAAAUUGUGGUGCUGGGCAGUAGGGGUGGCCUAUUCCAGUAUAGGGAGGAAAGGAGCUCAGUUCUAUCUUGGGAACAAUAACAAGUCCUGGUGUUUAUACAUAUCAGAAGAGAACAAUAUAUAUAUUGUGAGACAUAACAGAGAAGACAUAGCUUUACCCCAUAGGCGUUCAUGCAGGAGAAUCAGGAUCUCAUUGGACUAUGAGGCUGGAUGUUUGUCUUUUCAUGAGCUGAGUGAGCCAAUCAGACACUUACACACCUUCACUGUCUCCUUCACUGAACCUCUUCAUGUUGCAUUGUCUGUAUGGGGUACUCAAGACAAGGUGAGAAUCAUUAGUUAGCCUCAAAGCCAAGACAGCCCGGCCAGCCACGUUGGCCCCCAACCCCCUGCGUGAACAGGCCCACACUUUAAGGUUAAAGAGCGGAACUCACUCAGCUGGACUAGGGGUAGGCAAAAGGGAUGGUACAAGGGAUGGUACAUGGCGCCCUCCAAGCUUUGCGCCCCUUGGCUCGUGACUCUUUUGCCUACCCCUAGUUCUGACCAUGUUUAGCCUGAUGGGGGGUGUAUGUAAGUACCUAUUAAAGGGUUUGAAAUAUCGGGGGCUUAUUUCAUGUACCUUAUAUGCAUCUUUGAUUUGUGAACCUUAUUAUCAAAGUAUCCCAUUCCCACUUAUUAAUUAUCCUUGAAAGUUCCUUUCCCUGACUAAUUUCCAGAGCAGAAGAGGUAGAGCAACUGAGAAGGCUUAGGGAAGAAUUGGGAGAAUGGGUAACAGAGAGCCGUUAAGAGACCCUCAAAUGAUCUUGUGCUCAGAAUCAGAUCCCCUUGGCUGCUGCUUGCCCAAACUCCAUCAUGGUGCCAGUUGUUCUGAUUACUCGGAUUGGUCCUUACAGCCCAGAGGUCCACCUCCUACUGCUCCUUAUUAUUAAUUGUAGCACCCAUUGUGUGUGUAUAUAUAAAUGUACUUAUUAUUUAAUGCUAUAUGGAUCCAUUUCAAGGUUGUAUUGUAAAGAUAUGUUGAUCAGAAUGUUGGGGUGGGGUAGGGAUUAUUGGUUUACUAUAACUACUGUACUUUCUGCAAAUUAUAAUCCAGUAUAGAGAGCCUGUAUUAGCAUUUAUCAUUAUGACAUAUUUAUAACAGGGGCACAUUCCUCGGUGCUGAACAAUAGAAGGGUUUAAUAAACACUCCCCAUUGUGAGAAUGUUAUACUAAUAUAUAUCUAAGUAGUCUUGAAUAAACUUUUUAGAGAACAUUUGAAUGCUUUUUGUGUUGUACUAAUAAAUAUUUCUCUAUAUAUAUACAUAUUG
Messenger RNA from Xenopus laevis (African clawed frog), 2543 nucleotides. RefSeq names its product E3 ubiquitin-protein ligase TRIM11. Lineage: Eukaryota; Metazoa; Chordata; Amphibia; Anura; Pipidae. The transcript has a single exon. The coding region runs from base 5 to 1579 and encodes 524 amino acids. The record is from RefSeq and is a predicted model, not a curated record.